GGUGGGACAGGUGCAAAAUCCAAAGAAGUAGCCAAACUCCACUGUGAAAGAAUGUCCUUCAUUCAGGCCAUAGAAGAGAAGAGAAGAAAUGUGAAAGAAUAAAGAGGCCGAUGGCAAACCCUAGAAGGAUUUCAUUUUCCCCUUCCGGUAACCACCACCAACUUCCAAUAUCCGCCGCCGCAGGAUUUCAGAAUCAGACAUCAACCCAAAUGUCAAGUUUGAUAUCCUUCCUGAAGAAACCCCAUGCUUUUCCUUUCCUCCUUUCCCUCUUCCUUUUCCUCACUUGGGUUUCCCUCAGAUUCCAACGUCCCUCAGAUUCAAGUCAUCAGCGGGAAGAGUGGCAUCCUGCCAAGUUUUAUUCUUCUGGUUCAGAUCAAAUGGCUAAUCUUUUGAGGUUCCCAGCUUCCUCUUCUUCCAUUGCUAAAGAUAAACGUGGCUGGUUGCUCAACCCCAUUUCCCUUGCCCUAGAUUCUGCCCUUUCAGGUGGGGCAGCAGGCUGUGCUUCAGUUCAUUUGGGCGAGAUCAGACCCGGUGGUGUUAGGGGCAACCACAGGCACCACACAUGUAAUGAGACAUUUGUUAUUUGGGGAGCUAAGACAGUAUUCCGGCUGGAAAAUGAUGCGGUCAAAAAAGGCUAUGCUGAAGUAAUAAUUGAUGCAGAUGAAGUUGCUGUUGCAGUCAGCCCCCACGGAACUGCUCAUGCUCUAGUAAAUGUUGAUCCUGUGAAGAGUACAUACUUCAUGGGGUGCCAGGAUAGUAUAAUCAACUACAAUGGCUCAACGACUGACUUUAAUGUGUGGAAAGAUCUAUAGGUUUUCAAUGUUAUAUUUUCAUGGUCGCUCCAAUAAGGUAGCUGAAAAAUAGUGUGGCAAUUGAGUAGGUUCUUUUCUUGCCAGGUUUUCAAGUUUUGGGUUUUAAAGGGUGACUUAGUUUAGCUAGUGUAGAUCUGGGAACUAUGUACAUAAGGCAUAGCUGCUAUUCAUUGGCUUUCUUCCUUUCUUUCUUUUUUCCUUAACAAGGUUUGUGCAUACACAGUUUAUGAUAAAAAGUACAAGGCCCUCCUUGGAAAUCAGCGUCUCUAUCUUCGAAAUAGUAAGGGAAGUAGUGACGAAACCAACCCGUCCACCUGCUGGAAGCUAUACUCAGUAUCUGAGUUUUUGGAUGUCAUCCACCUGUUUGAAUGUUCAGAGAUCGGGUUAUUAUUACUUUAGGUGUGUUAAAGGCCUCGAGAUGAACUAGUUUAACAGACGGCUUGAUCUCUGAACAUUUGAAUCAUCUUGAUCGCUGAGAAGACCUUGUACUUUUCAUCAUAAACUGAGUACCGCACAGAUCUUGUUAAGGAAAGUACUUUUUAAAGAGGUUAAGCU
Nicotiana tabacum (common tobacco) is the source of this 1367-nucleotide messenger RNA. RefSeq lists its product as uncharacterized. Gene Ontology annotation, cellular component: endosome; trans-Golgi network. The record is from RefSeq and is a predicted model, not a curated record. Lineage: Eukaryota; Viridiplantae; Streptophyta; Magnoliopsida; Solanales; Solanaceae.